ACUUUGAAAAUCGUCACGCUGGUGCUUCGUACGGCGACCAACGCCGAUGCCCAACACGUCGGAUCGCUCAUCACGAGUUUCCUGCUUCCGACCCCGAACUUGUCGCUCACUCGCGCCAUCAGCUUCAACUCGAUCGAGUUACUGGAUUCCAUUUGGGAUGCGAGCUGUACCUCCGUCGAGGAAAGAAGUCCCAGCUGGACCCUCAUUAACUACCUCCGAUCGGACCCGUGCUACUACCGAUGGCAGUUCGCCGAGGCGAUGAAUGCAGCAAUCAGCUGCAACAAUUUGAGGAUCGUGGAGUGGCUGUGGACACAUUUCUCGUGGUGCGUUGUGCCUGCGCGCGCCAUUAAAUUGGCUGCGUCACAAGGCUGUCUGGACAUUUUGAAGUUCCUGCAGGCUCACGACGCCGGGUAUCUGGAGACGGGGAACGUAGUGGAAUGGUCCUCGUACGCCAUCCAAUGUUCAUUUCGGCACCUCGACAUCGCCCUCUGGCUGUAUGAGCACGUUCCUUUCUACAAGGGGUCUAAAAGCUUACUCGAACUCAUUGGGCACAUACUGGAUGCUGGAGAUAUCGAGCGCGCAGAAUCCUUGCUCCCAGCAGGGAAAAAUAUCUUUUACUACGCUAGAUUUUGCUCGCGACCGGAGGUGGUGGAAUGCAUGCUGGGCCGUGGCUACUACUCGUCCAACGAGCAGAGGACUGCAAGUCUACUCUUACCUUCGUUGGCCGCUAAAGGCCGCUUGGAUCUCCUGCAGCGGGUUGUUGACUUGUAUCCUGCACCUCAAACGGACUUGUACAAUUGGAGAGAACAGUGGUGGAGAGCGAUGGAAGAAGCAUGUCGCUGUAGUCACCUUGCUAUUCUUCGGGUACUACUUAAUCUCCCGACGGGGUGCAUAAUCUGUGGAAACCGGCCAUACAUGUACAGAGUCUGCGACCUCCUCCGUAAGGCUGGAUAUACCGGAAACGUUGAGGUGAUGGAGUUCAUCUACCAGCACGAGGCC
Messenger RNA from Phytophthora sojae, 999 nucleotides. RefSeq lists its product as hypothetical. The annotation marks the transcript as partial. The transcript has 2 exons. The record is from RefSeq and is a predicted model, not a curated record. Lineage: Eukaryota; Oomycota; Peronosporomycetes; Peronosporales; Peronosporaceae.